This is a messenger RNA of Ceratitis capitata (Mediterranean fruit fly), 1972 nucleotides long. Its product is annotated as protein RRNAD1. The record is from RefSeq and is a predicted model, not a curated record. Lineage: Eukaryota; Metazoa; Arthropoda; Insecta; Diptera; Tephritidae. The transcript has 6 exons. The coding region runs from base 477 to 1880 and encodes 467 amino acids.
UCGGAUUUCCUAAACUUCUGCUCUAUUGCAGAAUAGGGCUGAAUAUUUCAUUCCCCAUUCAAAUUAAUACUUUAAACUUGACGCUAAAUUCUGUGAAAUGAAAAAAUAGCUGCCAUAAAACACCAAUGACAAACAAACGGUUUGCUAUGCGAGAAAAAGUAAGAUUCUCUGCAAAUGAGACGAAACUCGUAUGUGAAUUAGCCUUAAAUGGUGCGAUUUAAGCACCAUAUAAACAGUCACGGUACUUUAGGGAUUGAAAUAUACCGCGUCUACUUGAGUGCUCCCAUCAACCGCUGUUAAUUGUAUUAGUCUUGCAUCGUAAAUCGGUAGUACCGCGUCUGUUUGAGUGAUGCUUUAAAUAUAUCGUGUAAACAUAUGAAAUGAACUCUUAGCAAAGAUAUAAGUUCCUUUGUACAUAUUGUAGUAUCUGGUCUGUUUGAACUGUCUGUGGCUUGUUGCAUAGGAAAAGCUUUGGGAUGGAUAACGUAACGAAGUGCCCUCUAGACAAAUUGUACAAUUGCUUACAAAUAGUACGCCAUUAUGAUUGGUUAAUUAAUUCUUAUAUGUUGGAUUUCUAUAUAGAAAAUCAUUGGGAAAAACUACCAAAAAGUUGGCAGUUACAUUUGGAAAACAUACGUCCUGAGGAGCUCAGUUCUCUUUUAAAUUUGCAAAAUUGUGGUGAACAAAAGGACUGUAAUGUAUGGCCGUUGUCAUUGUUAGCUUUACGUAGGUUACUAGCAGAGCUGUGUGUGCCAAGAAAACAACAUGGAAAUAUAUCUGAACUGAUAGAAUUGCACAGCCCUAUACUAAGCCAUAUCAAGCUUAAAAACAUCUUUAAUAAAGGUGUUAAGCCUAAGAAACGACACGAGAUUAAAAUUAUGUCAUCAAUUUGCAAGUAUAGUUGUCAACAAUCGCCUGUUGACUUCAUUGUGGAUUUUGGUGCGGGACUAGGUCAUCUUGCGCGAGUACUCGGAUAUGGGUACGGCACACAAGUUUUUUGCUUUGAAAUGCAAUCUGACUUAAACGCACAAGCACAUACCAUGAAUACAAAGUUGGAAGUAAUGGCUAAAAAGCAUUUACCACCGAAUAUGCAUACAUUCUUUCGACAACCAAAACACUUAACACUUUGUAUGACACCAGAUGUGGAACCGCAUCAAUUUCUAAAUGUUAUAACUGAAUCACUACAAAUAACAGAUAAUAAUUUUAAAUUUGGGAUAAUUGGCUUGCAUCCGUGUGGUAAUUUAGCUGUGAUGCUUAUGCGAAUGUUCAUAAAAAUUCCUCAGGCGCGUUUUCUCAAUUUCGCUAGCUGUUGUUACAUGAAAUUAACCACUGCAAACAAACAAUCAAAUAUUGAGUUUCAGGGUUAUCCACUCAGCCAAUAUUUGUUGAAGAAGCCCAAAUUGUCUUUUUUGAGUUAUGAAGCGCUUGAGAUAUCUUGUCAUGCUAUGGAAAUGUAUUGCGACCGUUUAUCAAAGGGGGAUUAUGAAUAUCUCAAAGUGCAUUCUUUUCGUGCAGCUGCUGAACGUAUAAUCAUCAAACAUAGGCCCAACUUAAAACAUUGCGGACUGCGCAGUGUAAAACAUGUUCCUGGCAUGAGUUUUGAAGAGUACUUUUACAAAGCAACUCAAGGCAUGGAAGUCUCAAAUUUACAGAAAUCUGAAUUGCAAAGUCUAACUACGAAAAAAGAAUUGCUCCAAUGGCGACGUAUAGUUAUUUUUUAUACACUACGACUGAUGUUUGCCCCACUUAUAGAGAGCAUUGUGCUAUAUGACCGCUUCCUUUUUCUUCGCGAAAAUGGAUGCCAGGUGAAUAUAAACGCAGCAUUUGAUCCUCGUCUGUCACCUCGUAACCAUAUAACUUGUGCUUUCAAACUCAGCUGAUAUUUUAAGAUAAAUUGCAAAUGGAAAAUAACGAAUGUGUGUGUAUAAGUGCAUAUAUUAUAUUAAAGAUAAUAUACCUUUAUACCUAGAAA